Messenger RNA from Trichoderma reesei QM6a, 1047 nucleotides. RefSeq lists its product as uncharacterized. Gene Ontology annotation, cellular component: kinetochore; bub1-bub3 complex; mitotic checkpoint complex. Gene Ontology annotation, molecular function: ubiquitin binding. Gene Ontology annotation, biological process: mitotic spindle assembly checkpoint signaling. The coding region runs from base 1 to 1047 and encodes 348 amino acids. The transcript is spliced from 3 exons. The record is from RefSeq and is a predicted model, not a curated record. NCBI's taxonomy places the organism in Eukaryota, Fungi, Ascomycota, Sordariomycetes, Hypocreales, Hypocreaceae.
AUGGCUCCAGCAACGCAGUACGAGCUCUCGCCGCCCCCCGGCGACGCGGUAUCAGCCAUCGCCUUCGCGCCCGUCUCAGGGACGAAGCUCCUCGUCUCGUCAUGGGACAAAAAGGUGUACCACUAUGACAUCUCCAACGGCCCCGAAGCUUCGAGCCUCGUCAACACAUACGAGCAUCGCGCCCCCGUUCUAGACGUCUGCUUUGGCGCGGACGACAAUGAGGCCUUUACCGCGGGCAUGGACUGGACGGUCAACCGCCUCAACAUUGAGACGGGCGAAUUGACCCCUCUGAGCAAGCACACGGCCCCCGUCCGCCGCGUCGUAUACAGCAAAUCGCACGGCAUCCUCGUCUCGGCCUCCUGGGACAGCACCCUCAACCUGCACAACCUCAACGACCCGUCCAGCAACCCCAUCACCAUCGCCCUGCCCGGAAAGCCGCAGGCCCUCGCCGGCAGCCCGACCAAGAUCGUCGUCGCCAUGACGGGCCGCAUCAUCAACAUCUACGACGUCAACGCCAUUGUCGAGCUCUUCCGCACCGGCGGCACCGACCUCAAGCCCUGGCAGCAGCGCGAGUCGUCCCUCCGAUAUCUCACCCGCGCGGUCGCCUGCAUGCCCAACGACGCGGGCUACGCCACCAGCAGCAUCGAGGGCCGCGUCGCCGUCGAGUGGUUUGAGGACACGGCCGAGUCGCAGGCCAGGAAAUACGCCUUCAAGUGCCACAGGCAGGCCGCCCCCGAUGGCGAUGGAGACAUUGUCUAUCCGGUGAAUGCGCUCGCGUUCCACCCCAUCCACGGAACGUUUGCGUCGGCCGGCGGCGACGGCACAGUGGCGCUGUGGGAUGCAGAGGCCAAGAGGAGGUUAAAGCAGUACCAGAAGUUCCCCAACAACGUCGCCGCCUUGGCGUUUUCGAACGAUGGGCGGUACCUGGCUGUUGGCGUGUGUCCAGGUUUUGAGACGGGGCAGAACGACUACAACGGCGCUGGACAGACGUCGGUCUUUAUCCGGGAGCUCGGUGAGAACGAGGCAAAGGGCAAAGGCGCCAAAUAA